This is a messenger RNA of Sinocyclocheilus grahami, 1257 nucleotides long. Its product is annotated as immunoglobulin superfamily member 8-like. The coding region runs from base 1 to 555 and encodes 184 amino acids. Gene Ontology annotation, cellular component: membrane. Lineage: Eukaryota; Metazoa; Chordata; Actinopteri; Cypriniformes; Cyprinidae. The transcript is spliced from 3 exons. The record is from RefSeq and is a predicted model, not a curated record.
AUGGAGGUGCGCGUAUCUGCUAGCGUUGGUUUACCGCGUCGGCCGCUCCUGAAGCGCGGCAGCACCGUCGCCCUGCUCUGCAACAUCUCUGUGCAAACCACCCGAGCUUCACGAGUCGAGGUGCAGUGGCUUCAGGAGCAGGCGAGCAAAGACGCCGCUCUUUCUGAGGACAGCAGAGGCCGCGUCCUCGCGACUCUGAGCUACGACGGCCUGACGCUCAUCUACAGCAACGGCAGCAGCUUGAGCGUGGACCGUGUGUCUGCUGGCUGCUUCAGGCUGAGGAUCUUCUCGGCCGCUGAAGAGGAUCAGGGACACUAUCAGUGUCGAGCCGAGGUUUGGGCGCAGGAUCCACGCGGCGGAUGGUACAACACCGGCGCUAAAGCCGAGUCAGAGACUGUACACCUGUACCUGUACGCACGAGUCACUGAUCUGCUGCUCGUACCUCUCGCGAUCGGCGUGUCGUCGGCUCUGUUCGUGGGCGUGCUGAUCAUCGCCACUGUGACCUGCUGCUUCAUGAACACACUGGCUAGACAGCGCUCACGCAUACGGAAGUAGGAAGUAUGAAAGAGACUUUCAUGGAAAACAUUCAGUUAGUUAAAUGGAGCAAAGAAAAAUGGGUUAUAAACAGGUUUAAGGUAUUUUGGCAGACUUGACGUAAUGUGCACUCACACUUGGGAAGGAAAUCAGAACGAUACUGAAAAUGUUCUGGACCGUCACGUUAUAUUAAUCCACGUGUGGAUGCUAACAGUUGCAUAUACACAAAUGCACGCAGAUACACUUGAAGCUGUGACAUUGUGAUUUGCACCGGUUCUAUCCGCUCCACUUUGACAAAGUUGAAUAUUGCUCUGUGCAUUUGCUCAGAAUGAAUGAAAGGACAUCACGUGGUGGAUAUAAACCACUCGCUCUGUUUAAACUAGUGACUCUAGCGAGAACCAGCAGAACCACUAAUAAUAAAUCCACAGAUGUCCAGCACUGAAAUCACUCACUGUUUUUGCACUGCUAUUAAACCCGCUCAUAAUAAGUGUGAGAUCAACAGAAUACUUGUAAAACACUUUUAUGGCACUUUACGGCAUGCCAUAUUUUGUCAUCUUUUCACCCUUGUAUUCAGAAUGAAAUGCAUUGAAAAUCCUGAGCAGUUCCAGUGAAAUGGGAGCAAGUCCCUCACUAGUGCACGUUUGUUGUCAUAAAGUUAGUUCAUUCUUAUGUUUUGCACUGUAAAUGGUGAAUUUCACAAAGAAAUGUCUGGGUCAGAUUUCA